UGGACAUUGAAGAUCUCUCCGCAUCUAUAAGCAUAACUAUUUUGAAUAAAGCCUUAUAAACGUUUACAUUAUAUUUGAUUUCUUCCACCGUUGAACAAAACUUUAAAGAUGCAGAAGUCUAUUGGAGUAGUUUGCAUAUCACUAAUUUUCUGCGCAGCUCUGUCAGAAACAAUUGGAUUAGUGAUUGCGGCUAAAGAGAAGCGAGGGUGGACACUGAACAGUGCUGGCUACCUUUUGGGUCCCCGUCGUAUUGAUCACCUAAUACAGAUAAAGGAUAAUCCCAGCGUAAGGGGGAGAGAAGAACUGCUAAGUCAAUAUGGCAUCGACGGUCACCGGACGCUCAUUGACAAGCAUGGCCUUGCUGGUAAGAGAGACAUGCCCCGGGACUAUGACUUAAAAUCAGGUUCCUUGAGAAUAACAGAUGAGGAUGUAUUACACAAUGUCAUUGACUUCUUAUCAUACAUGCAACUUAAAGAAAUCGGAGCUCUGGAUACCCUGCCAUCCUCGCUCACAUCCGAAGAGAUGAGUCAGCCCUAGUUCAACUUCAACAUUCAUUGAUCUAUUCUCUACGCUUCAACAGCCUGCAAACUACAGUAUCUGUGCCCAUCCUAUUACACUGGAUACUGGUGUCAUUAUUCACAACAAUCUACUACACAGAGUAAUCAUGUUCUUAUUAUAAUUUGAAAGAAAUGUACUGAAUAAAACGUUUUGAAUGGCAA
Molecule: messenger RNA, 719 nt
Organism: Coregonus clupeaformis (lake whitefish)
Lineage: Eukaryota; Metazoa; Chordata; Actinopteri; Salmoniformes; Salmonidae
Product: galanin peptides
Exons: 7
Coding region: 109-537 (142 amino acids)
Cellular component (GO): extracellular region
Molecular function (GO): hormone activity
Source: RefSeq, a predicted model, not a curated record